This is a messenger RNA of Cynoglossus semilaevis (tongue sole), 5948 nucleotides long. It is a transcript of the gene ppfia1, whose product is annotated as PTPRF interacting protein alpha 1. Gene Ontology annotation, biological process: synapse organization. Gene Ontology annotation, molecular function: protein binding. The transcript is spliced from 29 exons. Gene Ontology annotation, cellular component: presynaptic active zone. NCBI's taxonomy places the organism in Eukaryota, Metazoa, Chordata, Actinopteri, Pleuronectiformes, Cynoglossidae. The record is from RefSeq and is a predicted model, not a curated record. Bases 932 to 4564 code for a protein of 1210 amino acids.
AGCGGAGCCCACCACUGAUCGUCCUGACUGCCAAGGCUGCAGGCAGUAGCAACAGGGAAGGACUGGACCGAUGACAGAGACAAAUACAUAUCAAACUUCGUCAUCUGGGGCGCUGGAAAAAGGGAAUUAAGUUUCUUAUCUGCGAACUGGAGUUCUAACCGAAGGCACCGAUUGUGUCGAAUGUUCGCUGGAAGUUUUUUGGGUCGUGAUUCGGUGACGCGACUUCACAGCAUCCAGGAGAAGCUAAACCCUUAGCCUCUGGGCUAACGAAACCGGGGGAGAUUAAUCAUUUCAGUAGAGCGCUGCUGCCCACUUUCAGGGGUUUAAAACUGUUUUAGGCCGAGUGAAAUACACGGCGACGAAAUUUUCGACAUUUGUACCCAAUAGGAUAUUAUUUAGAUUAUUAUUUAAGGUUAUUUCUCCUGUGUUUCUACAUGAAAUAGUGCUUUAGAUUAGCUUAUGCUAAUACGGCUAAAAGUGUUUCCACGUCACCUAACUUUUUCACUACAUCUCUGGAAAUUGUAGGAUUUUAUUUUUUGGCGACUUUAACUUUAAUUUUUCGGCAAUGGUUCGUUAUGAAGAGCAAAGAUAAAGACACUUCACUGCCAAAUUCGCAUAUGUAAGCAUCGACUCACCAGCCGACAACAUGCUAACGUGCUAACUCUGAGUUAGCCGGGCCUCAGUUGGGGAAAAGCUGCUCCUCACUUUAUGUAGGAUUCGUUCAGGUGUUUUAAGAAAAUUAUUAUUAAAUAUAUAUAUAUAUUUGAACUGGACAAGGCAUUUUAGUAGACUUAAUGUUUCCCGGCCUCUUAAUGGAAUACAGCCCAUCUUCUGAAUGACUGAUUGCUUGGGAUCACCUUUGUUGACAUUUACAUACCAUCAGAACUAAAUCUGGUUAUAAACACAUCUGGAAUAACGUGAUCAAUCAAAGAUGAUGUGUGAGGUGAUGCCCACUAUCAGCGAGGCUGAAGGGCCCGGUGGGGGAGUCAGUAGCGGUCGGCGGGGCUCCGGCUCCCCGUUGCAGUCAGACUCAGAGGGUCACUUUGAGUCUCUCAUGGUGUCCAUGCUGGAGGAGCGUGAUCGACUUCUUGAAACAUUGAGGGAGACUCAGGAAAAUCUGGGUUUGACACAGGGCAAACUGCAUGAAGUGAGCCACGAAAGAGAUUCGCUGCAGAGACAACUCAACACUGCCUUACCACAGGAAUUUGCUGCACUAACCAAGGAGGUGAACAUCUGCCGUGAACAGCUUCUUGAGAAAGAGGAAGAGAUUGCGGAGCUGAAGGCAGAGAGAAACAACACAAGACUUCUGUUGGAGCACCUGGAGUGCCUGGUGUCCCGUCAUGAGCGGAGUCUAAGGAUGACGGUAGUGAAGAGGCAAGCCCAGUCUCCAGCAGGAGUCUCUAGUGAAGUGGAGGUCCUCAAAGCCCUGAAGUCACUUUUUGAACACCACAAAGCCCUCGAUGAAAAGGUUAGGGAAAGCCUAGUUGUUGCUUUGGAAAGAGGCAGCGAGUUGGAGGAGCAGCUCACCAUGUCACGCAAAGAACUGGCAUACCUCAGGGAGCAGAGCAUUCAGAAGCGAGGGCUGGCCGAUGGAACCAGCGAGGUCAACCACAACUCUGAAAAUACACCAAGCACAAAUGGCAAGCGGUCAUCCGAUGGUUCGCUGAGUCAGGAGGACGAGUCUUUAUCUGGUUUCGGGAAGGUCGGCGAACUCCAAGAGGUGGUGGACCGCCAGUCGGCCGAUCUGGGCCAGAUGAAAGAGCGCAUGGCUGCUAUGGUGUCGCGUAUUAACGAACUAGAGGAAGACUUGGACACCGCCCGAAAGGACCUCAUCAAGUCUGAAGAUAUAAACACACGGCUGCAGAGAGACCUGAGAGAGUCGUUAGCUCAGAAGGACGACAUGGAGGAGAGGAUCACUACGCUGGAGAAGCGCUACCUAACAGCCCAGAAAAGGGGUUUUUUAAUUUCCCCUAAUGAAUUUUUCCCCUUCAUGUUUUUUUUUUUUUUUUUACAGACUGAGGACAGAAACCGGCAGCUGCAGGAGAAGCUGGAGCUGGCUGAACAGAAGCUCCAGCAGACCAUACGUAAAGCUGAAACACUCCCUGAGGUGGAGGCUGAGCUCGCUCAGAGAGUGGUGGCCCUCACAAAGGCGGAGGAGCGCCAUGGCAAUGUCGAGGAGAGACUAAAGCAGAUGGAGGCUCAGCUCGAGGAGAAGAACCAGGAACUGCUCAGAGCCCGACAGAGAGAAAAGAUGAAUGAGGAGCACAACAAGCGUCUGUCAGAGACAGUGGACAAACUUCUGUCAGAGUCUAAUGAGAGACUUCAGCUGCAUCUCAAAGAGCGAAUGUCAGCCCUGGAAGACAAGAAUUCUCUAAUACGUGAACUGGAUCAUACCAAGAAGUUGGUUGAGGACUCUCAUCAUGAGAAGGAGCAACUCCUAAUCCAGAUUGAGACCUUAAGGGCAGACAAUGACCAGGGUCGGAGCAGGAGUAACUCCUUACUUCAUGGGCGAUCUCAGCUGGGCAGCACACCAGACUUCAGGUAUCCAGUAUCAGCCUCCUCACUCCUGGAUAGUAACUCUGAUCAUUAUGGCAGUGCUCUAGUGCUGAGGCGACCUCAGAAGGGACGAGUGGCUGCGCUGCGGGACGAACCCUCCAAGGUGCAGACAUUGAACGAGCAGGAGUGGGAGCGCAUGCAGCAGGCCAACGUGCUGGCGAACGUGGCCCAGGCCUUCGAGAGUGACAUGGACGCCUCAGACCUGGAGGAGGAUCGAGAGACCAUCUUCAGUUCUGUGGACCUGCUGUCCCCUGCUGGCCAGGCUGAUGCACAGACCCUAGCCUUAAUGCUGCAGGAACAGCUGGAUGCCAUCAACAAUGAAAUAAGAAUGAUUCAAGAAGAGAAGGAGAGUGCAGCCAUCCGCGCAGAGGAAAUUGAAUGUCGCGUUGGUAGUGGCGACAGUCUCGGAGGACGUUUCCGCUCAAUGGGCUCCCUCCCUCCAUCAAUCUGUGCAGGUUCAUCGUUGGGCGGUUCCCCUCCGGGCUCUGGUCAGUCAACCCCCAGACGCAUUCCACGCAGCCCUAACAGAGAGAUGGACCGCAUGGGUGUCAUGACACUGCCUAGUGACCUGCGCAAGCACCGCAGGAAGGCUGCUCAGGACGACAAGGCCACCAUCCAGUGUGAGACGUCCCCACCCACCACUCCACGUUCCAUGCGUCUGAACAGAGAUGCUGGUCAUGCUGCGAGCCAUGAGGACAUUAGAGAUAUACGAGGUCUCGCAGGUCUGCAGGACGGUCAGGGCAGCAAUCCCAGCAGUAGCAACAGUAGCCAGGACUCUCUAAACAAAGCAGCUAAGAAGAAGAGCAUCAAGUCUUCAAUAGGACGUCUCUUUGGGAAGAAGGAGAAGGGACGACUAAGCAUACCUGGCAAGGACUCUCCCAGCCAAGCUGGAACCCCAGAGGCGGAGAACUCUCCUAAAGAUGGUUUAGGAAUGGCCACACUGGGAGGGCAAGCUGAGAAGAAUCGGAAGUUGCAGAAAAAACAUGAAUUACUGGAGGAGGCUCGCAGGCAGGGCCUGCCAUUCGCCCAGUGGGACGGACCGACUGUCGUAGUUUGGCUGGAGUUGUGGGUCGGCAUGCCAGCCUGGUAUGUAGCGGCGUGUCGUGCCAAUGUGAAGAGCGGCGCCAUAAUGUCGGCACUGUCUGACACCGAGAUCCAAAGGGAGAUUGGAAUCAGCAACCCACUCCAUCGUCUGAAACUUCGCUUGGCCAUCCAAGAGAUCAUGUCUCUCACCAGCCCGUCUGCUCCACCCACCUCCAGAACGACGUUGGCGUACGGCGACAUGAACCACGAGUGGAUUGGUAACGAGUGGCUGCCCAGCCUGGGUUUGCCUCAGUACCGCUCCUACUUUAUGGAGUCCCUGGUGGACGCCCGCAUGCUCGAUCACCUCACCAAGAAGGACCUCAGGGGACAGUUGAAGAUGGUGGACAGCUUCCACAGGAACAGUUUUCAGUGCGGAGUGAUGUCUCUGAGGCGGCUCAACUACGACAGGAAGGAGCUGGAGAGGAGGCGAGACGAUUCACAACUGGAGGUCAAAGAUGUUCUGGUGUGGAGUAACGAACGCUUGAUCAGCUGGAUUCAGGCCAUUGGUCUCAAGGAGUACAGCAGCAACCUGUACGAGAGCGGAGUCCACGGAGCCCUGUUGGCCCUCGAUGAAACCUUUGACUACAACACCCUGGCUCUGUUAUUACAGAUCCCAACACAGAACACACAGGCUAGAGCUACUCUGGAGCGCGAAUUUAACAGUCUGAUGGCCGUUGGAACUGAGAGGAGAGUUGAAGAGGAUGAUGAUAAGAACUUUCGUAGAGCUCCAUCGUGGAGGAAGAAGUUCAGGCCCAAAGACAUGAGGGGUGCGUCCCUGGGUGUGUCUGACACACUCCCCGCCAACUUCCGUGUGACCAGCAGCAGCGCCACAUCUCCCUCCACACAGCCAAAGAGGAGCCCGAUGGACGGAAGUCAAUCUAUACAGCGCCUGGACACUGCCACAGUCAGGACCUACUCUUGUUAACACAACGGUAGCCGCUGGUCGGAGGAUGAAGGGGAAUUCCCUGCCUUCAAGACCAGGAUGAUGAACUGAACUCACUAAAGGAAAAGACCCUUCUGUUCUCACAGAGAAAGACCUAACUCAGCAGUCUUAGAGAAAAGGGUCUAGAUUUAUUUACACUUGUUAUAUUUAUGUAAACUGAUGGGACGUUUAAUUGAUUUUUAGAAUUUUAUUGUGUAAUCGUUUUUUUUUUUUUGUUUUUCCUCCUAUUCCCAUGAUACAAUCCUCUUUUCAGACAUUUGAGAAUUUCUCCUUUGUGCCCUUAAUGAGCUCUCAGAGCUCAGUUGCAACCGUCUGGAGUUUGUAUAUUUCUAUCGACAGACAUUUUAUCUAAUCUUUUUUAUAAUCCUGAUUCUAUUGACCAGGUGUAUGUUUUUUUUUUCCUCUUUGAUUUGAAUUCUGAUAAUUGAAAGUAUGCUAAGAAACUUUGAUAUAUGAUAUAACUUAAUGCAUAUCCUCUGCCUUUUUAAUGGUUGUAAUUUUUAUAGCCUAUUUCUUGUGAUCCUUGUGUAAAUGCAGCUCUUAGGUCACAUUGAUGUGUGAAUUUCGGACAAAUUGCUGGACUUUUCUGACUGUUGGACAAACGUGUCAACACUGUGAGUCGUCCACAUCGCCUGUAAAAACACAACUGCUGGUGAGCCAGGGGAUGGAGGCAGCAGAUAUCACAGGAGAAAAACACAGUAUAUAUUUUAUCUUUUUCCUCUAUUUUUCCAUAACUGUGAUACCAAAAUAGAACUCUUCAAAUUGAAAGAAUAAAGCCAUAUACAACUCUAACAGGAUUGGUGGGGAAGUGGGGCACAAAACGGUUUCAUGCGCAGGUGAGAUCAGAAUUCCAGGAUCACUCUUUCUUGCUGUCUCUCUCUCUCUUUCGCUCUAUCUCUCUAUCAACCUCACCUGCGGAAACUCCUACACUAAUCCUCACACACACUACUCCUCACCCAGUGCCCCUUAAACCUUCCGGACUUGUGGAGAAAUACACUCUGGUUCACUCACGUUCACAAGUCCGAAGUGUAAAAACUCUAACAUUGGACCAACUUUUCCAGGGCCCCAGUCAAUGCUCAUGUAAAAAAAAAAAAAACCUCAAGGCAUUUUAAUCCACUCUUUACAGUUUUCAUAUAGAGCCUUAUUGUUUUCACUGCGCUGUCCUCUGCUCUUAUUUAUUAUUUGUGCACACUGCUUUUCGUCCGUUUUCUGUUCAAAAAUAAUGCGCUGGGUUGUUCCUUUUUUCCUCCUUCUAAUAUCUGUGUUUGUUCUGUUUGCUUUUACAACACUGGUUCCACUGAGUGCGAAGGAACCGAAGAGUUUUCUGCCUUUUCUCUUUCCUAUGUCAUUUAGUCCAAGCUCAAGU